Molecule: messenger RNA, 1758 nt
Organism: Aspergillus caelatus
Lineage: Eukaryota; Fungi; Ascomycota; Eurotiomycetes; Eurotiales; Aspergillaceae
Product: Alpha/Beta hydrolase protein
Exons: 6
Coding region: 1-1758 (585 amino acids)
Molecular function (GO): dipeptidyl-peptidase activity
Source: RefSeq, a predicted model, not a curated record
AUGAAUAUCAUUCACAAGCCUAUUACCUCUUUGAAUGCUCCUCAGGCUCGCAACAGCGGUCUAGAACCGGGUGUCACUAUCCUUCCUAGAGGAUUCAAAAAAGCGGAAGGCUGUCGCCCUUUACAGGUCGACACUAUCUGGGAGAAAGAUAUUAUCAUCCCACUUAGAGAUGGUACACAGCUAAGGGGAGAUAUCUUCCGACCGCAGCACAUUGCUGAGAGGAUUCCGAUUCUAUUGGUCUGGAGCCCUUACGGGAAGACCGGGACGGGAAUGUUCAGUUUGGAUCUGAUCCAAGGUCGCGUUGGUAUUCCAGUAGACCGACUCAGCGGAUUUGAGUGCUUCGAAGGACCUGAUCCAGCGGAGUGGAACCCGUAUGGCUAUGCCAUUGCGCAGGUGGACGCGCGAGGUAUCUUUCACUCGGAGGGUAAUCAUAUAUGGCACGGAACCGCCGAAGGCCGUGAUGGGUAUGACACGGUCGAAUUCCUAGGCAAGCUUGACUGGAGCAACGGACACGUUGCCCUGAUUGGAAACUCGUGGCUUGCCACUGCGCAAUGGUUCAUCGCCGCCGAGCGCCCCCCACAUCUAUCCUGCAUACUCCCAUUGGAAGGGCUGAGUGACGUCUAUCGGGAGACGCUGUGCCGUGGUGGGGUCCCAUAUACUCCGUUUUGGAAAUUUCUAAGGGAUAACGGGCUUUAUGGGAACAACAAACAAGAAGACAUCGUCGCGAUGAUCCAGAAGCACCCGCUCAUGAACGAGUACUGGGAGGAUAAGAGGGCUAAGGUGCACCUUAUCCAAGUGCCAGCUUAUAUUCUCGCCAGUAUGUCCACGGGCCUCCACACUAUUGGAUCGACACGCUGCUACGAGGAUAUUCCCCAUGAGAAUAAAUGGCUUCGAAUGAAUGCGACGCAGGAGUGGCAUGAUCUCUACCAGCCGGAGACGAUCGUUGAUUUAAAGCGCUUCCUCGAUUAUCAUACAAAGGGAAUCCAGAAUAACUGGGAAGCAACCCCAAGAGCUCGGGUCUCGGUUCUUAGGUUCAAUCAGAGCCCACUAGUUAAUGUUCCAUUCUCAAGCUGGCCUCCUCCUAGCGCCACGUACGAAAAGUAUUAUCUAACUAACGGCGGCCAACUAACACGAAACCAUACGGAAGCAAUCAGCGGGUCAGUCUCGUACCAGAGCGACGCACCGGCCCUGCAAAUUGACAACGAUUCCGAAGAAGUCAUUUUCAAUUUUACUUUCGCCGAGAGAAAAUCAAUAAUCGGUAACGCGAAGGCAGUCCUCUACAUGUCCUGUCCGGACCACGACGACCUAGAUGUAUUCAUCCAGCUGCCCAAGGUCGAUCGCCACCAGCAGAUCCUCCAGAAUAUCAAUAUACCCCUACACCAUCUAGGCCUAGCGUUAGAGAAAGAAGUCGAGAGUAUCAACACGCUCAAGUACCUGGGACCUACAGGUGUGCUGAGGGUGAGUCACCGGGCCCUGGACAUUAGUCUUUCGAAGCCGCAUUGGCCUGCACAUAACCAUUCACAGGUGUCACCUGUCCCACCCGGGUCUAUCGUGCGGCUAGAGAUUGGAUUGUGGCCGGCGGCUAUACAGUUUGAAGCUGGGGAAGGCUUUAUGCUCAAGAUUGCAGGGCACCACAUGACUCUGGCCGAAUUCGUGCCGCUUCGCGGUCUCUUUGAGAAUAGUAAUAAAGGGAGGCAUUACGUGCACUUUGGUGGAGACUGUCCAAGCCAUAUUAUGAUUCCGACUGUUGCCCUCUAG